UCCCACACGGUUUAUGGUAGAGAAAGACCAAAGAAUAUGUACAACUGGCUCAUACACCCCAAACCCUUCAAAUACUUCCUCCUGCCCAACCCAGAACUCCCCAAACUCCACUACAAAGAAGCAGUAGAGGAGCGCCAUUACCUCUUCCCACACGCCCUUCCACCACAUCUCCAGGAACCGGAGCAAGAACCUCCUCAACACCAACCCGAUUACGAGCCCUAUGCUCAACUCCAUAGCCAUCAAGACAUGGGCCAGGACACCCCCGAACAAAACCAAAACCCUCCACCACCCGACUUCUUUCAACAACUUUUGGAGGGUUAACAACAAUUGCUCACGGGGUACGCCCAAAUGAACGCAAACUACACGGCUAUGGAUAACCGGCUAAAUCAAAUACAGGAGGAGCAAAGAGCCGGUUUUCAGCGAUUGGAGGAGCUCAGGGAAGCCGAUAGACAUCGGUAUGAAGAAGACCAACGUAGGUUCUACGGACCUAUGUACUCUUACAUGGCACAGCAGGGAUCCUUCCAUACCAUGGCAAACCCCCCUCCACCACCCUCGUGGUAUGACCCCACUCAUUGGGGUAACUUUGGAGGAUUUGGCUCCGGGGGUGGAGGGUACGACGGCGGAGAUGGCGGGGACACAUAUAUGGGAGAUGGUGGGCAGGGGAGCGGCUUCGGAGGGAGCUACUACGGCGGAGAAGGCGGGCACUAGGGACAAUGCUUGAUUCAAGUGCGGGGGAGAGACUCAUCAUGGCACUCAUUGUAUCUCUUUGAAGAAUAAGAAGAUUCAGAAAUCAAGGAAGAAGAAAGGAGGAGAAGAGA
This is a messenger RNA of Cuscuta europaea, 818 nucleotides long. NCBI's taxonomy places the organism in Eukaryota, Viridiplantae, Streptophyta, Magnoliopsida, Solanales, Convolvulaceae. The record is from the annotation of a GenBank genome assembly.